GGAAAGUCGAACAUGACGACGGAAGAAGAAAAGAAAAGCGUUAACACAGAAGAACAGGAAGAUGAUGAGGAGGAGGACCUUCCUAUUGGUGAUGGAUCUGCAGAAGGAACAAAGAAAAAUAAGAAGAAGCGUAAAAAGAAGAAGAAAAAGAAUGGAGGUGCCUACGGUCAAACGGAUCCGCCUACGAUCCCUGUCGCUGAACUAUUUAAAGGAAAAGAGUUCCCUACAGGGGAAAUUCAGAAUCACCCCGGUGAAGGCAAUAGUUUUCGCGAAACUUCGGAAGAAGCUCGGGCACGCGAUCGCCUCAACGAUGAUUUGUACGCGAAGCUGCGUGAAGGCGCUGAGGUUCAUCGCCAGGUACGCUCUUAUGCCCAGUCAUUCAUAAAGCCUGGUAUCAAACUGGUCGACAUGUGUGAACGAUUGGAAAAUAAAAAUCGAGAACUUGUCGCAGAAAAAGGGCUCGAGAGAGGUAUUGCAUUCCCCACAGGAUGCUCGCUUAAUCACGUGGCUGCGCAUUACACGCCAAAUAGUGGAGACGAAACAGUACUAAGUUACGAUGAUGUCAUGAAGGUAGACUUUGGAGUGCAGAUUGAUGGUCGAAUCAUUGACAGCGCUUGGACCGUCAGUUUUAAUCCCCGCUAUGACGCUCUGUUGGAUGCGGUGCGUCAAUCAACUGAUACCGGUGUUCGCCUCGCUGGAAUCGACGCUAGGCUGUGUGACAUAGGAGAGACUAUACAAGAAGUCAUGGAAAGCUUUGAAGUCGAACUAGAUGGAAAAACGUACCCAGUCAAAGCCAUUCGCAAUCUGAACGGACACUCUAUUGGACAGCACCAGAUACACGGAGGAAAGUCCAUACCGAUCGUCAAGAACGGGUGUGAGGAAUCUCUAAUUAUGGAAGAAGGGGAGAUUUUUGCUAUUGAAACGUUUGGGUCGACAGGUCGCGGAUUUGUCAUUGAAGAUAUGGAGUGCAGUCACUAUAUGAAGCGCUUCGAUUGCCCUCAUGUUCCUCUCCGUAUGCAGAGCUCCAAGAAGCUUCUAGCACAUAUUAACAAGACUUUCGGAACUCUUGCCUUUUGUCGCCGUUGGCUAGAACGCGAAGACGGCGGGUCUGCUUUUGUGAACGGCCCACAAGGAAAGCAAGACAAAUACAUGGGCGCGCUCAAGAACCUUUGCGAUGUUGGUAUCAUCCAACCAUAUCCUCCACUGUGUGACGUCAAGGGAUGCUACACUGCUCAAUAUGAACAAACAUUUGUGCUUCGGCCCAAUUGUAAGGAAAUACUGAGCCGCGGUGACGAUUACUAA
Messenger RNA from Phaeodactylum tricornutum CCAP 1055/1, 1302 nucleotides. RefSeq lists its product with no specific name. The transcript is spliced from 2 exons. Bases 13 to 1302 code for a protein of 429 amino acids. Gene Ontology annotation, molecular function: metalloaminopeptidase activity. The record is from RefSeq and is a predicted model, not a curated record. NCBI's taxonomy places the organism in Eukaryota, Bacillariophyta, Bacillariophyceae, Surirellales, Neidiaceae. Gene Ontology annotation, biological process: proteolysis.